UAAACUAACGUUCUUUGCUCAUUGAAUUAUGUCCAUGUCUGGCUGUGAUUUGUCUUUGGAAAAUACGUAUCCUUGAAACGAGACCCAAGCUUCUUGUUCGCUCUGAAUUGUCCUUUGGUUUCUAUGAAACUUGUUCUAGAAUAGCGUUUUAAUUGCAUGUUAUUCGGGUGCUUACCAUUUGUCAGAAGAAAGUGGAUGAAAUACCCGUUCAAAAUCAACAAUCCAACCGAACAAGAUGGCACCUACCGUUUUGGAUUAUAACUUAACUAAAGCAAAGCGUGCGCUCUGAUUAUUUGAUUCAUCGUCUACUAUUUGCUUAUAGGUGUACGCUAUGGCGUUUACCUAACCCUAACCCUAAGUUUUAGGGUUUUCUUUUGCCUUGAGGAGAGACUGAAAAUGGAAAGGAAGCACGGAUUUGCUCCAAAAUAACCGUUCAUUUGACUCAGUUUAAACCAGCAUUUUCGGUUUUUUUCUGUUAAACAGUAAGUACCCUCGGAAUUAGCGACUUCAAAAUCAGUCCUCACAAUGUAAUGACUGAUGUUGUUGCCGUUUCUUCCCAUGUCAAGCCCAUAAAAUACAUAUGUAACGCCAGCGUGUAACCUUUCGAACUUGUCCCCCAUAUGAUUUUCAGCAUCUCAGAAGAACACGGUUAAAAUAUUUCGAAUGUGGCAAAUUUCAAUGUUUUUUUUUUUCUGCACCCGACUCUUCAGAUAUUUGUUAGCGCUACUAACUUAGGGCUUUCUGAUGAACUGUUAAAGGAGCUCUUGACGAGCGGGGUAGUGGUGGGGGUGCUGGUCUGCCGGGAAACGCGGUAAGUUUUUAUGCACGACUUUUUCCCCCCUGUGUGGUAUCUUAUCCACCAUUCAAUGCAGGAAUUUCUUGUGGGUUGCUUACUGUACAUGAAUUUUUUUUUCCGCCCGAUUUCCCUACCCCUAGCUACCGCGACCCCCGAUACUCAUUACCAGAGCUCGCGCGCUUCGUGUGUGUCACGUUCGUCACGUGCCGUCAUCGCGACUAACAUGGCGGACAUAGAGCCUAUUUUUCCUGGGCGAAGGGAAGGCUGUUUCCAUGCAAGCAGAGGUCCGUUUCGUUUCAUUCUCCUUAUGUUCACGUGCAUGUUAACAUUUGGAUCGUACUUUUGUUUUGAUAUGCCAAGUGUCUUACAGGCGACUUUUACAGCGCCAUUACAUCCCAAUAGCACAGGGAACUGUACAACUGUGGAUGGUAAACCACCUGAGCUUGUGCAUGUUAAUGGAACUCACUGUACCAGUGGCCUGGACCUGAGUGAAACACAGUUUAAUCUGCUUUAUGCCAUAUAUGCCUGGACAAAUGCAAUAGUUGUGGUACUUGCUGGGUUUCUAAUUGACAAGUUAGGAAAUCCAAUUGGAGCUAUGUUGUUUUCAUCCAUGUGUCUGGCUGGUACAUCUGUGUUUGCUAUCGGCUUGUACUUCAAGGGGACGUCAGCUAUGUUCCCACUUUUCUUACUGGGAAGAAUACUUUUUGGAUCUGGAAAUGGCUCAUUAACAAUUGUCCAAAACAGAAUUUCUGCUAUGUGGUUUAAAGGAAAGGAGCUUGCAUUUGCUUUUGGAUGUAUUCUGGCAUUUUCAAGACUCGGUAGUGUGUUAAACUUCUUUCUGACAGAGAGUUUUCAUGAAAAGUAUGGUCUUCAGUGGACCUUAUGGGGAGGGGCCAUUCUGUGUGGGGUGGGUGUCCUGUGUGCAAUUAUAGCAUCAUCACUGGAUGUUAUUGGACUGAAGCAGUUGAACAAGAAAAUAGAGAUGGAAAUUGGAUCAAAAAGAGUGAGACUGACAGACAUCAGGUACUUCAGGUCUUCGUUCUGGCUUCUAGCAUUCUGUCUCAUGUUCUUUUACAACGGAGUCUUCCCAUUUAUUUCUGAUGCCAGCAAAUUCAUUUAUGUGAAUUACAAUGCAACAUUUGACUUUACCAAGAAAGAGUCUGCCUACAUUGCUGGCAGUGUGUACAUGGUGUCCAUGUUAUUUGGUCCUGUCAUGGGCUUGGUUGUGGAUAAUUUUGGCAGGCGAGGGAUUCUGAUAUUUCUUUGUGCAUUCUUAACAAUCCCUGUGUACGGAUUUUUGGCAUUUGCACCAAGUGUUCAUCCUCUAGUACCUACCAUCUGGCUUGGUUUCACUUACUCUAUAGCUGCUGCAUCUCUUUGGCCUUCUUUCCCACUUAUUGUAGAACAUGCAACUGUUGGAACUGCUCUGGGAUUAACCACGUCUAUUCAGAUGAUUGGUAUGGGAAUAGCCAACAUCAUUGUAGGAAAAAUGCUCGAUCUUAUAACUUCCACAGAAAAGUGGAAGUAUGUUAUGAUUUUUCUCUUGGCAAAUACUCUGGCCUGCGUAACCUUCGCUGUUUUGGUAAACAUUAAUGACAAAAGAAAGGGUGGCGUUCUCAAUCGAUCACCAAGAAAAAAGGACGAUGCAUUACUGGAGGGUCCAGUCAAUACUUACGGAUCUAUCUCGACAAAAGGAUACACUAAUAAGGAUGCACUUCUUUACGAUUCAUCAACAUCCAUCAAUUAAUUCAAUAAUGAAACCUACUGGGCCAUAAGCAGUCAUCUUCUGUAGUAUUUUCUGAAGCUUAUUCGUUUCUACUUGCAGUAAAUAUUAAAUUGUGUAUAAACGUGUUGCUGCAAUUUAAUGUUUUUUCAGAUACAAUAAGUGUGACCAUUGAAAGCUGUUGAGCUGUACUUAAUUUUGCUUUCUAUCUAUUUUUUUAGAAGAAUUCUACUAGUAUACUAAUGCAAAUGCUGCGAUCUGAUUGGCCGAGCCAUUGUACACUUUCAGCCAUUAGUGUGCAGUAGCUUGAUGUGGUCAAAAAAUGGCGACGUCGCAUCAUUUCUCCGAAGUUUUGAAGGAACAUUUAAAAACAAAUGGAUAAUCAAAUUCCUGAGAAGACUGAAAGAAGGAUAUUCACAUUUUCUUGAAUGUAAUAUCCCAAAAUUGUGGGGGGAAAACUGAUGAGCGGAGGCACACAGCCGCAAAUUUCAAAUUAAAAUUUCGUCCGCGCGACUUUUCUAAAGCGUGAAGUUCAAAACGAAGACGGGGAAAAAAUGGAAACCGUUGUUUGGAGCAAAUUUCAGUGAGAAUUCUUUUAACACAAUUAGAUCAUUCGCUCUCAAUCUCUAUGAGGUGAUAGUUGAUUCAGCCCUCGGCCUCAGCAACUAUCACCUCAUGGAAACUGACAGCAAAUCUAAUUGUUAAGUACAAUUUUAUCCAAGAAAUUUGCCAAAUUUGUCUUAAACCCCUCUGACUUAAAAAAGGAUUAAGGGUUCUUCCAGCAGUGAUGUUUAAAUAUUUUUUGGUAACGUCUUGGGUGUUUUUUUUUUCUUAUAUUAAUUCCAUGAGAUGAAGUUAAUAAGAGUAAAACUGCAAUUAAAGGUCAUCUUGUCCUACAUAAGAGCUAACCAUGAGCUAAACAUGCUUUUAACAGGUUCUAGAAUUGUACUUUGCUUGAAUAACUUGCAUGGAAAAUAAUUGCUGAUGAUAAUUAAGUAGCGUUUUGUAAAAAAAUAAUUAUUUACCUGAGAAUGUGUGGCGUUAACAGGCAGGACUUUUUGUGCAUAUUGCAUGGUUGACUCAAUUCGGAGAGCCACAAGGGUUCUAGGCUGUAAUAUCACUUAAGAAGGGAGAAAUUUAUGAUGAAAGUGUGUGUUAGAAUUUAGGAGUAAUUUGUUACUCAUAGUAUUAUGGUAACAUUUUAUUGUGAGAUUGACAAAUUAUAAGGUGUCUAAACAAAGAUAUCUCUAGUAAAAGAAAGAAAACAAAUUAAAAUAAUAAUUAAAAGGUUA
Messenger RNA from Orbicella faveolata, 3811 nucleotides. Its product is annotated as lysosomal dipeptide transporter MFSD1-like. Lineage: Eukaryota; Metazoa; Cnidaria; Anthozoa; Scleractinia; Merulinidae. Gene Ontology annotation, biological process: transmembrane transport. The record is from RefSeq and is a predicted model, not a curated record. Gene Ontology annotation, molecular function: transmembrane transporter activity.